Ruditapes philippinarum (Manila clam) is the source of this 2829-nucleotide messenger RNA. Its product is annotated as cytochrome P450 4F8-like. The record is from RefSeq and is a predicted model, not a curated record. The transcript has 12 exons. Bases 71 to 1441 code for a protein of 456 amino acids. NCBI's taxonomy places the organism in Eukaryota, Metazoa, Mollusca, Bivalvia, Venerida, Veneridae. Gene Ontology annotation, molecular function: oxidoreductase activity, acting on paired donors, with incorporation or reduction of molecular oxygen; monooxygenase activity; heme binding.
AGUCGAGAGGAUAUUCGGCGAUCUUCCAGGACCAAAAGAACGCAACUGGCUCUAUGGAAGUUUUGUAGAUAUGCGAACACUUGAUCAACAACAAAGACUGUAUAAAUUUCUUGAGUGGGGGAACACGUUUUCUAAAGAGAGGGGAUACGUUCGAAUGUGGGGAGCCUUAGGGACUCCUAUAAUCAUUGCUUGUCAUCCAUCAAGCAUGAAGAGAAUUCUUAAAACAGCAGAACCAAAACCUAUGCACCUAACUAGCGGUUACAGAACAUUAAAGGACUGGCUCGGGGAUGGAUUAUUGAUCUCGGGAGGAGAAAAAUGGGCACGAAACCGACGACUGCUAACACCUGCCUUCCACUUCGAUAUUCUCAAACCGUACAUUGAUGUUUACAACGACUCAGCAAAUGUCUUAAUCGAGAAGUUGGGAAAGUUUGCAGACAAGAACACGGAGUUUGAUGUAUUUCAACAGAUUUGCCUUUGUACACUUGACAUCAUUUUAAGAUGUGCGUUCUCGUAUGAGAUUGACGUGCAGCGGAGCGGAGAGACUCAUCCAUAUGUACAAGCAGUGAAUGACUUGGCUACAUUGAAUACGCAGCGUCUCAGAAAUCCUUUUAUGGCACCAGAUAUAAUAUUCUACAGAACUAAGAUGGGGAAAAAGUACAAGCAAGAUUGUGAUUUUGUUCACGGUGUCGCAGAAGACAUUAUAAACAAACGGAGACGCACUUUGGAAAAGCUGGGAGAAUUAAAACCGAAAAAGUACCGUGACUUUAUGGAUAUUUUACUCACAGCCAAGGACGAAAAUGGAACAGGCCUAUCUGAUAUGGAUAUAAGAAACGAAGUCGACACAUUCUUAUUUGAAGGUCACGAUACUACAGCUAGCGCCAUCUCGUGGAUAUUAUAUUCUCUUGCUAAACAUCCGGAAUGUCAGGAGAAAUGUCAGGAAGAAAUUGAUGAUUUGUUAAAUGGUAGAGAAUCAGACGAUAUUAAAUGGUCGGACUUGCCACAUCUAGAGUAUUUAUCUAUGUGUAUAAAGGAAGGUAUGAGACUUCACUGCCCUGUUGCUAUAGUCGCUCGUCAAACAACGAAACCAUUUGAUCUAGGGGAUACCGUGGUGCCAGCAGGAACUUCUGUAAUGAUAAACAUAUUGAUGUUACAUCAUAACGAACAUGUGUGGGGAAAAGAUCAUAUGGAAUUUAAACCUGAACGAUUCACUAAAGAUAAUGUUGCAAAGAUGGACCCAUACCAGUUUGUUCCCUUUUCUGGUGGCCCAAGGAACUGUAUUGGUCAAAAUUUUGCAAUGAACGAGGAGAAAGUAGUUCUUGCGAAACUUCUGUAUAAUUUCAAGUUCAGCCUAAACCCGGAUCAUGAAGUAAAAUGGCGAUUGUCAGCGGUGAUGAGGUCACAGGAUGGAAUAUUAACUAAUGUUCAAAGAAGACAACACUAACCAGAAUCUAAAAUUGGGAUGACCACCAUGUAUUUCUAUUGACAAAACUUCUUCAAUGUGUUUGUGAAAAUUGCAUUUUUUGCCAUAGAAUGUUCUUUUACCGUAUUUGAUUAAUGCGUUUUGAAUUGAUGAUACAUUGGUACACAUAUCCUGAUGAUAAUACGAACUAUACGUUAUUAGAAUCAAAUAGUUUCCAAUUUCAAUAUUAUAAGCAGACUCCAUUCCAAGAAAAGCCCAUUUGAUGAAACGAAAUUACGUCAUAAUAUUAACUAGCUUAUUCUUAAAAGCGUGUACCCCCAUGCUAUUUUUAUCUUUAAAACAGUAAUUAAAUAUUCUUAACAAAUAUUUUAUUGAAAUUGAUAGUACAUGAUAUUUUAACAGAAAAUCUAACAAUAUUGUAAGCAUCAGAUGAUAUGAAUCUUGUUUUCAGGAAAUUACGUUUCAUAUUAUUUGUAUUGUUCAUUUUUAUAUAUUCAGAAUUUCUUUAUUUUGAUUGUCAUUUAUGUCAGUCUGACACUUAGUUAUUAUAUCAUAUAGAAAAAUACUUGUAUUUCUAAAUAAUCUUUUAUUAAUUAUUUGAUGAUACGUGUCUUUCAUAUUUGUAAAGUUAUACAACUAAUAAAAAGUGCAUACUAUGAAAAGGUAUUAGGCUAUAUCUUUUAUUACAUUUUUUUAUAAAAUUAAUCAACAGUGAAAUUAUACACCCUUCAUUAAAAUAAACAAAUAUCUUAGACUUUUCAGUAGUUACAUUUUUUUUUGUUGCUUUUCUUAAUAGUUGCAUAAUAGAUUGUUAUUUUACGGAAGAUGUGUGUUUUACAUUGGAUGUUAUUGUACGGAAGAUGUGUGUUUUACAUUGCAUGUUAUUGUACGGAAGAUGUGUGUUUUACAUUGCAUGUUAUUGUACGGAAGAUGUGUGUUUUACAUUGAAUGUUAUUGUACGGGAAGACGUGUGUUUUACAUUGAAUGUUAUUCAGUUUAUGUUUAGAUAUCUGAUUGCAAUUUCAUAUCAUAAAACAACAAUAAUUUGAAUAUGAUGCUUUAUGAGUUAAGUAUUUGAAAACUUAUUUUAUUGUGCAUGAAAUUCCUUUCACUCGUCCAAUAAGUUUUUGAUAGCUUAUAAUUUAAAGUAUUUAAAAAAUAUAAUAUUAAAUACAUGUAUAAAAAAAUGAACAGAAUGUAAAUGUGUAUUGAAAGAGGUCGGUUGUCGUUCAAAGAAAUAUAUAAUACAGAAAAAUAUAAUAAUGAUAGAAAGAAAACUUCGAUCUAUCAAUAUGGUAUAUGGAUGAAAUUAUAAUGUUUAUUUGUGAAGUGGGCGUUAAUGUAGUGAAGUGGAUGCUAUACUUGUACAUAUAUACAAUUAAAUUAGAAUAAUAAAACCAUUAACAUGU